GUAACCGCGGCCGCGCCUAAAAUACUCCAAGUUCCCAUAAGUAGGUUCAUAGGUAAGUACAGGUACAUAGGUACAUCGCUACAUAGGAAAGUGCCGCACGAUCUCGAUCGGCUCGAAGAAAAACAUACGUUGAUCGGUGCGGGUGCUGCGUUGGCUUGUCCAUCGGAACCUCGCCUGUACCAGACAAACCCGUCAACGACCCCUCGCCAUCCAGACAUGCCAAACACCAGCACUAGCACCAGUGCAGAAUCAUGUCCGCAAAGGCUGCGCUGAAAGCCAUUGGCGCCGCUAUCAAGUCCCAGAAAUACGAGGACGCAGUCAACGAGUCCGGGAAACUGCUCGCUUCCGAACCCAAAAAUUAUCAGGCGUGAGUGGAAAUGUCACAGCUUGGUCGUUCGGCCAUUGCCAGACAACGUCUGACGUAUUUCUAGAACCCUUUUCCUCGGAUUCGCACACAGCAAGCAGAGCAACUAUGUCGAAGCGGAAAAGGCAUACAAUGCCGCGACGAACCUUAAAGAAGAUGACCCUCAGGCCUGGCAAGGCCUCAUACAGGUCUAUCAACAGCAGGGCGGGGAGGCAGUAGGACGGUACCAGGUAGCGGCCGUCAAGCUGGCCGAAAUCUAUCAAGCGGCAGACGACAAGUACAAAUGUCAAGAUGUCGUGGACAAGUUCAUGGGCUUUGCGAAAACACAUGGGACACGUCAACAACACAAAAAGGCCCAGGAAGUGGUUGUGCCAGGGUCUCCCAUCUACGACUUUCUGGAGGGUAGGGUACCACAUCCCGCUCAGACAUAUCAGAUCAUGGCACAAAUAACAGAGUUUGAGGAGAAGGAACGCAUCAACACGCAAAUUGGAGAACGCAGAACCAGGCUCGGGGCCAAAAUUAGUCAAGUCACAACUGAAGUGAAACGUGAGGUGCUAAAAGACAGUGAUCUAGAAGAACUUUACUCCAACAUUAUCAAUUGGACGAAUGACGAUGAGAUCCGACGGCAGUAUGAGGAAAAGUUGAUACAAAGAUGCUUGGAGGCUCUAGAAGUGCUCCCAAAGGAUGAAAAAGCAGAAAAGCGUGCCAAAUUAUUGAAGCUCUCGGCAGAUAUGGUCAUUAUCAAACAUCCAUAUAAGCUAGCAUGGGACAUAACCCUCGAAUGGAAGGAUCCUGAGAAUAUUGGAGAUAUAGAUGCAAAUGUCUUAUGGGAAUACUACGGGUUUUUCCCCAUAAGCGGUCUCGGAAAAGUCUUACGAGCGUUCAUGAAUUGUGAGAUAUCUCCAUUUUCAUCGCCUCCGCCAUCUGCCCCUGCUGCAAAGAUCGAACCCACCAGUUCCGAUGAAAGUGAAGAUGACGAUGAUCAGGGGGGAGGAGUCUCUCUUGAUGACCCACUGCUAGGCGAGGAUCGUUUACUUGUGAUGGCUGAAGGUAUGGCUGAGUCCGGAAAGUCAAUCUUGGCUCAUCGGUUGAUGGGGGAGUACUAUCAGUUUCUCGAGGAACACGAAAGUGUUGUUGAGCUGAUGCGAAAUGCUAAACAUCUACUUAAAGAGCAGACUGAAAAGACCGGGCUACCUUUCAAAAAGUCAGUACAGGCCACGACCAUCCUGCUUGCCACGGGCCUGGUUUUUUAUCAAUCGCCUAAAAAUCACCCCGCUGCGAAGGCUUUGUUUGAUGAAAUCCUCGCCCAGAAUCCAACAUUGCCCCCAGCAUUGAUUGGCAUUGGUCUCAUUUAUGAAGAAGAGGAAGACUACUCAGCUGCUAUCGAGUUUCUGGGGCGUGCAUUGGAGAAAGAUUCGAGUAAUAUACGUAUCAGAGCUGAAGCUGCAUGGGUGAAAGCUCUGAAUGGUGACUACAUUGCCGGUAAGGGGGAAUUGGAAAAGUGCAUUCCAGAGAUAAAAGGCAAAGAUACUCGCUCCCGAGAUCUGCUUGCUCAAUGUCAAUACCGUAUCGGCAUUUGCGUAUGGAAUAUGGAUACUUCCAGAACAGCGAGAAAAGACAGGAACGGCGCUUACUCUUACUUCUUGGCUGCUUUGAAAAGCAACCUCAUUUUUGCUCCAGCAUAUACCAGUCUGGGUCUAUUUUAUGCCGACUAUACUAAGGAUAAAAAGAGAUCACGAAAAUGCUUUCAGAAAGCGUUUGAACUUUCUUCCUCCGAAGUUCUUGCUGCAGAGCGAUUGGCUAGAAUAUUUGCGGAUCAGAGCGAAUGGGAACUUGUCGAAGUUGUUGCUCAACGAGUUGUGGAUUCUGGCAAAGUCAGACCAGCACCAGGCUCGAAAAAGAAGGGUAUUAGCUGGCCUUUCGCUGCUCUUGGGGUAGCCGAAUUAAACAAGCAAGAAUAUGCCAGGAGUAUCAUCUCCUUCCAGUCCGCGCUUCGAAUUGCACCCAAUGACUAUCAUUCCUGGGUCGGUUUGGGAGAGAGCUACCAUAAUUCCGGGAGGUACAUUGCGGCAACAAAGGCAUUUCAACAUGCUGAGAAGUUUGAGGAAGAGAUUACUCAAAACAAAACUGGCGAGACUUGGUUUGCCAAGCAUAUGCUUGCAAAUGUGAAGAUGGAGCUUGGCGACUACGAUGAUGCUAUUGAGGGUUAUCAGAACGUGCUGGCAGAACACGCCGAGGAAUUCGGUGUUGCCAUAGCGUUGAUACAAGCGCUUGUGGAAAGUGCUUGGGACGGUAUUGGAAAAGGCCUUUUUGGACAUGCCGCUCAGCGCGCUAGAGAAACCAUCGAUGCGGCUAUCAAACUUGCUGGGAUUGGUGCUGGUGCAUUCAAUCUUUGGAAAGCAGUUGGUGAUGCUUGCUCUGUAUUCUCGUGGAUCCAGUCUCGUCUCAAGGAAUUUCCUACAGAAAAGAUCAAGAGCCUUCUUCAAACUGGAAACGAGAAAGAUACAUACACCCUCUUUGCUGAUAUUGACGGAGUGGGUAUCGACGUCGUAUUUGCAGAAGUGAAGUUUCCGAUAGAUGAGAGGGAAGGUCUCCGACUUACUCAAUGUCUGCAUGGGUCAAUACUGGCGCAUAAAAGAGCCAUAUUCUCCUCGGCCCAUGAUAUACAUGCACAGGCUGUUGCUUAUUAUAAUCUGGGAUGUGCAGAAUAUCGAGCCCAAAUCUGUCUCGGAGAAAUUCUGAAGAAAAGGUCGACGAGGUAUCUGAAAGCAGCCGUCCGCUGUUUCAAACGAGCCAUAGAGCUGGAAGCUGGAAAUUCCGAGUUUUGGAAUGCCCUCGGCGUUGUUACGUGUGUACUGAACCCGCGAGUCUCCCAGCAUUCAUUCGUUCGUAGCCUGUUCUUGAAUGAGCGAAGCCCUCAAGCAUGGACCAAUCUAGGUACAUUGUAUCUCUUGCAGAAUGAUUUCGAUCUCGCCACCGAUGCUUUCACUCGGGCUCAAUCAAGUGACCCUGACUUUGCCCAUGCCUGGGUUGGACAAGGUCUUUUGGCACUUCUGAUGUUAGGUGAUACAAAAGAAGCAAAUCUCUUGUUCACUCAUGCUAUGGAAUUAUCAGAUUCUUCAUCUCUCAUCACUAGGCGGCAAUAUGCACAAUCGACAUUUGACCAGAUUCUAGCAUCUUCCAAUAUAUCAAACGUUCUAGAUCUUGUUCAACCAUUAUUUGCUCUUGGCCAACUUCAGUCCAUGGCCCCUAAAGAUCUGAUAUAUCGGCAUUUGUCAACACUUUUCUCGGAGCGCAUCAAUGACGUAGCUUCUAGUGUUGCUUCAUUGUCCAAGAUUUGUUCGGUCGUCGAAGCGGACUACGAGGUUACAGAAUCACCAUCAUCUCUUUCUAGAUUUGCAUUGGCAAAGGCGGAUCUUGCGCGCUCACAACUUUCUACUGGCUCAUAUACUGACGCUAUCGACAAUGGCGAAACCGCAUUGGAACUCAGCGACGAAGAUGCUGGUAAUGAUCUUCCUGCCGAAGUUCGACAAAAGUGCAGAUUGUUAGCUCAUCUCACUGUCGGUCUAGCACACUACCAUAACCAAUGUCCAGAGAAAGCCCUCCAAUUCUUCGAGCCAGCCUUGAAAGAAUCCAAUGGGAAUCCAGACGCGGUAUGCCUCCCCACUCAGAUGCUCUGGGCAAAAGGAGAUGAGGAUUCACGAAGCAAGGCCCAAGAAAUUCUCUUCGAUUGUGUUGAGACCCAUCCAGAUCAUGUCCAGUCGGUGAUUCUUCUGGGUGUCAUUGCUCUCCUCGACAAGGACACUGAAAGUCUGGAGGCUGUUUCCGCUACUCUACAGGAAUUGCGUGCGACUCAUAAAAUUACCGAUAUCGAGCAAUCGCAAGUUAGCGAGGUUCUCCGUGCCAUCGCUGCCUUUUCGGGUGAUGAUGCUGAGCAAGCAAUUCUCACGGAAAUUCAAACAGAUAUCUUCCUUCAUCCUGAUCAGCCCCAUGGCUGGAGUCAUCUUGCUGAUAUUGGAGGCGUGGAUGAUGAAGCGGGUGCGAUGGCUUUGCUUACUGCGAUCAAAGGUGUUCCUCCGUAUGGUGUAUUAGAGGCAGAGGCUUUGGGUCGAGCGUUUGCUGGAACGAAAAAGUUGGGGGAUGCGCAGACGGCUACCAUGCUUGCUCCAUGGAAGAAAGAUGGAUGGGCUGUUUUGGGCGAGAUUCUGGAGGGGAGGGAAUAGAGAAGUAAUUGUCCUUUGGGAAUUGUUGUUUGGGUACAGCUUUCCAACACUGGACGCUAUUUUGUGACGAUGUAUGAAAUUAUGAGAUACGGAAAUGGUGAGACAGAGUUAGAAUAAUGUACCUAGUACUUUAAGGAUAAAGACCCUCUCAUAGCUGAAAACAGUUAUCUUUACACAGUAAAAAUUGUAGUCCUC
Hymenoscyphus albidus is the source of this 4782-nucleotide messenger RNA. The record is from the annotation of a GenBank genome assembly. Lineage: Eukaryota; Fungi; Ascomycota; Leotiomycetes; Helotiales; Helotiaceae.